AACUGCAGGGAGAAACUCACACUGCGUUAGGGUUUAGUUGAUGAAUGAACACUCGGUGUGCCCAGUGAUGGGCAGAGUGAGCUGGGAGAGCGGACUAAACCGGCGUCCUGAGCCGAAACGCUGCGCUCCAGCUCCGUGUGGCUUUCAUUCAGCACUGUGUGGAGUUUACCGGAGCUGAUCGCGGAUCUCUAUCGAUUAUUCGGUCUGAAUAAACCCCGCCUGGUGGUCGCGUGCGCUCGCUCUGUAGCGGCUGAUCGCUGAGGCGCAGCUGGGAGUUCUAAAAGAGAGAGCAAACUUUGCGCGUGAACUUUCUUGGCCGAGCGCAUGCGCACACCGCUGACUCUGAAUUAACCACAACGCCUGAUUACGUCAUGUAAAAGCGGCGAUUUUUAUUGAUAUGUUAAAAAAACCGAGGACGUUAUCGGUUUUAAACAGGAACUGCUGGACUUGUUGUUUUGCUUUGUGGCUGUAACAGCGUGCUGGGGUUUGUUUGUGUGCGCGCGCAAUUUUAAUUACUUAACCCCAGAAGUGAGGAAACCGGAGAGACAGACAGACAGACAGACAGAGAGUGUGUAUGUGAGUGUGUGUGAGUAUGUGAGAGUGUGUGUGUGAGAGAGAGACAGACAGAGAGAGAGUGUGUAUGAGUGUGUGUGUGUGUGAGAGACAGAGUGUGUGUGUGUGUGUGUGUGUGUGUGUGUGACAGAGAGAGAGAGAGUGUGUGUGUGUGUGUGACAGAGAGAGAGAGUGUGUGUGUGUGUGUGUGUGUGUGUGAGAGAGAGAGAGAGACAGUGUGUGAGUAUGAGUGUGUGUGUGUGAGAGAGAGAGAGAGAGUGUGUGUGUGAGAGACAGAGUGUGUGUGUGUGUGUGUGUGUGUGUGAGAGAGAGUGUGUGUGUGUGAGAGACAGUGUGUGUGUGUGUGUGUGUGUGUGAGAGAGAGAGAGAGAGACAGAGUGUGUGAGUAUGAGUGUGUGUGUGUGUGUGUGUGAGAGAGAGAGAGUGUGUGAGAGACAGACAGAGAGAGUGUGUGAGAGUAUGUGAAAGUGUGUGUGUGAGAGAGGGACAGACAGCGAGAGAGUGUAUGUGAGAGAGUGUGAGAGAGAGACAGACAGAGUGUGAGUAUGUGAGAGAGAGACAGACAGAGUGUGUAUGUGAGAGAGAGACAGACAGAGAGUGUGUGUGAGUAUGUGAGAGAGAGACAGACAGAGAGAGAGAGAGAGUGUGUGUGUGUGUGUGAGAGAGAGAGAGAGAGAGUGUGUGUGUGUGUGUGUGUGUGAAGUCUCUCAAACAUAAGUGACAAGCUGUGAUCAGAUCAGAUCAGGACGGAUGAAGUUCAGUUCACAGAACUCCGACUGCACUGCACUGGGUUUUGCUGGGGUGUUUGUUUGUUUUUGUUUUUUUCUUUCAAACCUGAGGAGUUGAAACCGGUGUGUUAGAGAAGGAAAAGUGCACUGAAUGGGUGUAGAGGUGGCUGUGUGAGAAAACAGGAGUGAUGUCGCGCUCUCUCUUCCCACGUCUGCUUUGUCUGUCAGCUCUGUUGCCCUUCCUGUGUGCGCAGGAACUCAAAACCACAAGAUGGCCGCUCUACUCCCAGAAGCCUCUCUUGCUGGUGUGGAACGCGCCGACGGAGGACUGCACCCCGCGGCACCGCGUCAGUCUCCCGUUUGAGCUCUUUGAUAUCGUGGCGUACCCCACCGAGGGCUUUGUGCGCCAAAACCUCACCAUCUUCUACAAAGAUCGUUUGGGGCUGUAUCCUUAUUACGACAAUAACGGCAUUCCCGUGAAUGGCGGCCUGCCGCAGCUCGCUAGCCUCGCACAGCAUUUAGAGAAAAUUCCCAGAGAACUCCAGAAAUACAUCAACGAACCCUCGGCUAAAGGGCUGGCCGUGUUCGACUGGGAAGAAUGGAGGCCGCUCUGGAUCCGUAACUGGAACGCCAAAGAUAUCUACCGUGAACAAUCCAAGAAGCUCAUACAAGAGAAACAUCCUGAUUGGACAGCUGAACAUGUGACCAAAGUGGCUCAGCAGGACUUUGAGCUUUCUGCGCGAAAGUUCAUGCUGGAGACGCUGCGCACAGCAAAAAGCCUCCGCCCCCAGCAGCUCUGGGGUUUUUACCUGUUCCCUGACUGCUAUAAUCAUGACUACGUCACCAGCAGCGACCUGAAGAGCUACACGGGUCGCUGCCCGGAAGUGGAGGUGCAACGUAACGACCAGCUGCAGUGGCUAUGGACCGAGAGCACGGCACUCUUCCCGUCUGUGUAUUUGGGCCGCGCACUGAAGGACCAGUCCGUUGGCCGGCAGUUCGUCAGGAACCGUGUCCGAGAGGGAAUGAGGCUGGCAUCGACGGGGAACGGCACUGCACGGCCUGUGUUCGUCUACACUCGACCCACCUACAAUAACGAGCUCACGCUGCUCACUGAGAUGGAUCUGAUCUCCACUAUAGGUGAAAGUGUGUCUCUGGGAGCCGCCGGUGUGAUCCUGUGGGGCGACGCCUCCUACGCCAGCAGUAGUGAAAGCUGCUCCAACCUGAGGGAGUACCUCCGCUCCGGCGCCCUCGGCCACUACCUCCUCAACGUUUCCUCGGCAGCCAAGCAGUGCAGCGCGCAGCUGUGUGGAUGGCAUGGACGUUGCCUGCGCAGACACCCGGACACAGACACCUACCUGCACCUGAGUGCUCGCACGCACACACUGGAGCUGCGGGGGGGUCAGCUCACCGUGCGCGGAAAGAUGGACCAGAAGGAGCUGUCCAAGCUAAAGGAGGACUUCCAGUGUCAGUGCUACACCGGCUACAAGGGUGCGACGUGCUCGGAGAGGGCAUCCGGAAACAGAGCAGGUCUCAGCCUGCAGGGGGCGCUAGUGGUGAUGCUGAUGCUGACCUUUCUGGAGUGACCAAAAAUCAACCUGCUGUGCUAAUGCGAAUAGAGGAACGGGGUGGACAAAACAGAAGCUGAACAGAAGAGACGCCUUGUCUGCUGCUUUACAGUGAGCAUUAGUUUAGUGCUGCCCCCUGCUGCACAGCACCAUGAACUACACAAGGACAGAAGUGAGAGGUUUAUGAUCUGCAGUGAUGGUUUCCAUUCUGAUGCAUCUUUUCCACUUGCACAGAGACCAAGCUGGUUCAGGAAACCUAAACCCACUUUUCCACCAGUCUGAGACGGCCCUGAUGCACAUCUGGUCCUAUUGAACAUCACACAGCACAGCAACUCGAGGUCUUUAUUUGAAUCAUGUCGCUGCUCAGAGAAAGCUUUGUUUGCAUGAGAAUUCGUUAUGCAUCUUCCCAUCCACUCAAACAUUUCUGUAUCUCCAGACUUUAGAAUGUCGUCAUGUUCGUUUAAAGUACAUCAGAUGUUCAGGAGCGUUAGAGAGGGCACAAUGAAAUUAAAAUCUGACGGAUUCAUUUGGGGGGAAAUCCCAAUAAACCUUCUUCAGAAUAUUAAUCUUACCUUUUAGUCACUAAUCUCCAAAUUCUUCUUGCACUGGGGCGUUUUAUAUAUAUAUAUAUAUAUAUAUAUAUAUAUAUAUAUAUAUAUAUAAAAAACAUUUUCCAUUUCAGCAGUUGUCUGAUCCCAGAACCAAACUGGUUUUAUUGGCUGUCUUCAGCGGUGGAAAAGUGGGCAGUGGUUCCAGAUUCGGCUCGCUGCACUGGCAGGAAAACGGCAUGAGGAGAGAUGAGGAGAGGAGUCGUGUCAGGAGAGAGAGGACCUCCAUGCUGAGGAUAAGAAACGCAGAAUAAAUUAGAGCUGGGUGAUGACUGAAAGUUCCGUGAUCUUCAGUUCGAGAGCUGGAUCUCUGUAAUGGAGUGACUGACUCCACACCUCACCUGUGUAAAAGAAUUAUUCAUCAUGAUCAUCACAUGGUUCAUAUUGCAGUAUUUUAUAAUCCUCGCCCAGCUCGAAUGUAGUUGUGACUUGUCGUGAGUGAACUGGAGACUUUUUUUUCUUCUUCCCCCUGAAACCCAUGUGCAUCCUUUAACUAUUAAACCUUUAGAACUUUUUGGUAAAGUGCGGAACGCUUCCUGUACUGUGAACGCGCUGUGCACGUCACACGUGUUGAUCUCUGUGUUGCGUAUGAUGCCUGUCUGCACUUUUUCAGCUUUAAUCUGUGGUGGUGGCAUUGCAGAUUUAAAGAUGAAAUGACACACGACGUCCUUUUGAACAAAGACAAAACAAGCAGACGCAAGAUAAAAUUCACCCAAAGCCUCGGUCUGAUGUGGAACCACUGCUGGAUGGUGUGACGUGAACAUUUCACACAGUCCUCAUGUACCAAAGCACGAAGGUGGAGUCGUCAGCCACCGUCUCGUUUAUCAUGUGGAGCAAACUGGAAGUUUUAAGUGCCAUUUGUUUUGAAAGUGUGGGGUUUUUUUUUUCUUUAAAUCUGUGUUUAAUCUAAGAACUAAACUCUGUAUUAUGCAAUAGUUUCCAGCGUUACCGUGUUUUCUAGACUACAUGACUCGUUCUUUGCCUUUUAUCACAUACUGUGACGUUUACCGUUCACUGCCAUGUUGCACCGUGCCUGUGUGUGUGUCUUGAGUUUGAGGAGAUAUUCUACCAUUCACAUGGUGCUACUGUCACACUGAAAGUAAGUGCAUCUUAAAUCUGAGCAUCUGACGUGUUGUCCGGAAAACACGGUAAUCUCACUAAGGGCCUUCGCUUUACACUUGAUAUAAAGACCAAAUCCUGCAUGCUGUUGGUUUUUUGUUGUUGUUUGUUUUUCCCCCUCCCCCACUGGAAGCGGUUUAGUUUGAGUGUGUUAAAGUGCAUUCUUUAUAUCACUGAUAAACUUAUUUUUAUAAAUAUACGUUGGUGCAAAUUCAAAUGUUUGUAGUGUGACAUUUCUUAUUUUCUAAUAAAUCAGUGAUUUCAGGGCUGGGAUUUGAUGAGA
This is a messenger RNA of Neoarius graeffei (lesser salmon catfish), 4876 nucleotides long. It is a transcript of the gene hyal2b, whose product is annotated as hyaluronidase 2b. The record is from RefSeq and is a predicted model, not a curated record. NCBI's taxonomy places the organism in Eukaryota, Metazoa, Chordata, Actinopteri, Siluriformes, Ariidae. Gene Ontology annotation, biological process: carbohydrate metabolic process; hyaluronan catabolic process. Gene Ontology annotation, molecular function: hyalurononglucosaminidase activity; hyaluronoglucuronidase activity. The transcript is spliced from 4 exons. Bases 1490 to 2884 code for a protein of 464 amino acids.